Messenger RNA from Vitis vinifera (wine grape), 4988 nucleotides. RefSeq names its product type IV inositol polyphosphate 5-phosphatase 3. NCBI's taxonomy places the organism in Eukaryota, Viridiplantae, Streptophyta, Magnoliopsida, Vitales, Vitaceae. Gene Ontology annotation, molecular function: phosphatidylinositol-3,4,5-trisphosphate 5-phosphatase activity; phosphatidylinositol-4,5-bisphosphate 5-phosphatase activity; inositol-polyphosphate 5-phosphatase activity. Gene Ontology annotation, biological process: phosphatidylinositol dephosphorylation. The transcript is spliced from 12 exons. The record is from RefSeq and is a predicted model, not a curated record. The coding region runs from base 2299 to 4374 and encodes 691 amino acids.
AGCCAUCUUUCCGUCCAACCAACCAACAAAUAAGCCAAGACACAGAGCAAGCAAGCAGGCAGGCAACCCAGCCUUCCUCCUUCCUUCCUUCUUCGUUUCCAUGAGACAAACGCAGCUACCUCUCUACCUCCUCACCGCCAGUUUCGAUUUCUUUUCGCUUCUUCUUCGCCUCUAAGGUUACGCGUGAAUGUAAAAGCAAAUGCUCUUUCGGUAAGGUCGGGAAUGCUCUUUAGAUAAGGUCAACAAGACUUACAUUAUUAGUCUAUUAUCUUAAAGCUAAGGAGUAUUUCUAAUAAUUUUUAAAAUAAAAUUAAUUAGAAAACAUAAAAAAUUAAUCAUAUUUAAAAUUCUAAAUAGGUAGACCAAAUAAAUAGUAAAUAGAAAAGUCACUUUUGUAUGUUCCAACCACAUAGAUGAUAGAUCCCAAAACGUAUGGAGCCAUAAAUGGAAGAAAAAUGAGGAUGGUAGAGGAGUGGUGGGGGGCUUGUGAUCAUUGCAUAAGUUAGGUGGGAAAGUGGGGUCAUUUUGUUGGCCUUUGUACCCCAAUUUUCAACCUUUUGGAUCCACGUUUUGAUUUUGCUCCGGAUUUUUUAUUUUUUAUUUUUAAAUAUAGGAUAUUUUAGAAAAAUUUAUGAUAAUCCAAAAAUUAUUUAUAAAUCAAUGAAAUUGAAUUUUUUUUCUUUAAGAUACGAGUGUAUUUAACCAAAUUUUUACUCAAAAUUUUUUAAGUAGAAGUGUUUCCUCUAUAAACAUUUUUAGGAGAAUCACCCUUCAACACCAUAAAUAAUUUUUUAGUUUUUUAGGACCCGUUUAGCCAUAUUUUUUUAAACUUAUUUUUAAAAACUGUUUUUUGUUUUUUAACUUAAAAACAGUUUCUAAAAACAAGUUUUAGAAAACAUGACAAAAUGAACCUAUGUUUUUUUUAAAAAAAAAAAUAGGUGAAAAAAGUUCUUACUUGUCCACUAAAAAUUGUUUUUUUAUCUUACUUCGUUUUAAAAACAGAAAACUGUUUUUAAAUCAUACGAUCAAACAAACUCUUAUAUUUUUAAAAAUGUUUCCUAAAUCUUACGAAACACUUAGUCAAAAAUAAUUUUUAAAAUUUAAGCGGUUACUAGAAUUACUAUAGAACGGACUCUUAGUUUAAGAUUUUAUUUAAAAUAAUUUCAUUUUUUUUUUUGUUUUAAUUGAGAGUUGAAGUUAACUCAAAACCUUAAAUUUUUAAAAAUAAUAUUAGUAAUAUUCACCCGAUUCUUCUUCGAUUUCUUAAAUACUUUAUUGUCUUUUUUUCGUAGUCUGUCUUUAAAUGAAUAGAUUUUAAAUUAAAAUAAAAUUUUUACAAUAAUUAACAUUCCUCUUUAUUUUCGAUUAAGCUUUUUUUAAAUCAUAAGUUAGCUUUGAUAAAAAUUUAAAAAUAUAUUUUAAAUUACUAUAAAUUUUAAAUUAUUUUUAUAAAUAUAAAUUACAAAGUAUAAAAAAAUCCGUCCGUCUCCGGUUCUUAUCAAGCCGUUAUGCUCUUUUUUGGAAGAAGUCCAUGGCGGUCGGUUGUGGCCAUAAUUGUUCUAGUUUCGGCGUGGGUCUCACGGUCUCACCUUUCCCAUUUAAGACUUACAUCCAAAGUCCUGAAGUCAAAGUUAGGUACAUAUUAAUAACAUUUAUCAAGAAAUAAAAAAUAAAAAAUAAAAUUAAUGAUUAUGUCGGCUUGAAAUUUAUUAUUCAUCAAUUGUUUUUGUUUAAAUUAGAGAAAAUAAUUAAAUUAUUUAAAAAUUUAUAUAUUCUCAAAUUAUUUAAUUUUUACAUUAAAAAAUUAAAUAAAAGUAAAAAGAAUAUAUGAAAAUAAUUUGCUAAAUAUAAAUGUUUUUUUUCUUUAUUUUUAAUUUUUCUCUAGGGUAUUUUUUUCUCAAAUUUUCUCGAGAACCAAACGUAUUCUUCAAGAUUUUGUCUGAUGUGUUUCUAGAUGAUUAAGUAAAAAAGUAGUAGGGAAAAAUGCUGUAGGGGCCACUUUGGGAGGGCCAAAGUUGGAAUUAAUAAAAAUUGGGUGGCUUAAAUUGAAUAACUGAAAUUAAGAGUCAAAUUCGAAUCGGUUGGGAAUUGCACAGUGGUCCUCACAUGCCCACUAGGACUACCGUUAUUUUGCGACCCAGGUGGUUAGAGCUUAACCUACGCACCCUCCUCCCUCCAUGGCUUCUUCAUCUUCUACAAUUUGGUUCUAAGGCUUUUUCUUUCACUUUCAUUCUUUUCAGUUGUUUUUGCUUUUUGACUCCCUUUCGCCCUCCAUAGCAUCCUCUUUUUUUUUUACAGAUGAAGAACAGUUCGAAGCGUCAGCCUGAGAGAAGUUGGGCUGAACUCUGUUGUUUGGGUUGCACGUGCCUGCAGGCCUUUUGGCCGAGGAUUGUGAUGCGCAAAUGGCUCAACAUCAGUGCCAGGGAGUCAGAUUACAGUGCAGAUACCGAGGAAGAGGACAGCGACUCCGGGGAUUCCGAUACUGAAGAUUUUGGUCAAUGGGGGAGAGAAUCUCGGUUUCGAAAUGACCGAGGGGAUGGCGUUUCAAUUGAUCCUAAUGAUGCUCUACCAAGAAGUAGAAGACGGAAGUCGGAGACUUUCAGGGCUCAGUACAUAAACACAAAAGAACUCAGAAUAUGUGUUGGAACAUGGAAUGUUGGAGGAAAACUUCCAUCUGAAGACUUAGAUAUUGAUGAGUGGUUGGACAUCGACAAUCCUGCUGACAUCUAUGUGCUGGGUUUUCAGGAGAUUGUACCUUUAAAUGCUGGGAACAUUUUUGGUGCUGAAGAUAGCCGCCCAGUUCCAAGAUGGGAAAACAUUAUUCGUGAAACAUUGAAUAGAGUUCGACCUAUGAAGACAAAGUAUAAAUGCUAUAGUGAUCCUCCUUCUCCAUCAAGGUUCAAGCCAUCUGAUGAUGUCCCAGACAUAGAAGAAGAUAUACUGCUUGAAACUGAUAGUGAUGGUGAUGAGGUAGUUCAUCCAUUGGAUGAAGAAACUGUUGGUUUUGAUGAGACCGGGGAUAGACCAGUCACAGGAGACAAAAUGUUCAUGGAUUCGGAAGUAUCAGACUCUACUGAGGGUCCCAAAUCAGACUCUACUGAGGGUCCCAAAUCAGACACAUCUAUGGAACAAGAUCUACAGAGGCAAUUUUCUUCUCCAAAGAGGCUGGAUAGGUUGAAUUGCCUUCGGACAGAAGAUUAUAUGGGAAAUGCAGGUGCCCAAUCCAAUGGGACAUUAAACAAGGUACUCAGUGGGCCAUCUGUUGCCCAAUCCAAUAGGAUAUUAACCAGAACAUUCAGUGGAUCAGAAAGGAUUGGUUUGAGCUGGCCAGAACCUCCAUUAGACUUGCUAGCUCAGCGUGUUUUAGAGAGACCGAAUUCCUUUAAGGCGAUUAAAUCUUUCAAAGCGUACAGGUCAUUCAGAACAUGUAAUUCUUUCAAGUCAUUUACAAAUGAUGAUCAACGAGUGCCACCAGAAAUAGCCUUUCUUGCACAACUUGACCUUGAAUCACUUAUGCACCGGAAAAGAAGAUCGUGUUUUGUAAGGAUAGUAAGCAAGCAAAUGGUUGGGAUCUUCCUUACUAUAUGGGUUCGAAGAAGCUUGCGUAAGCAUAUUCAGAACCUAAAGGUAUCUACUGUUGGAGUCGGUGUUAUGGGCUACAUUGGUAACAAGGGAUCAGUAUCUGUCAGCAUGUCGAUAUAUCAGACAUUUUUUUGUUUUAUAUGUACUCACCUAACAGCGGGUGAAAAAGAUGGAGAUGAACUCAAAAGAAAUGCUGAUGUGCAAGAAAUACAUCGAAGGACUCGUUUUCAUCCCGUUUCUAGUAUUGGGCUUCCCAAAAGCAUCCUUGACCACGAAAGAAUUAUCUGGCUGGGUGAUCUGAAUUAUCGCAUCACCUUGUCCUAUGAGAAGACACGAGAUCUAAUCUCAAAAAAGGAGUGGUCCAAGUUGGUUGCGACAGACCAGCUUGUAAGAGAACUGAGAAAAGGUCGUGCAUUUGAUGGAUGGUCUGAAGGGGUCUUAAAUUUCCCACCAACUUAUAAAUAUGAGUCAAAUUCAGAGAAGUACUUUGGGGAGGAUCCAAAGGCUGGGAGGCGUACUCCAUCAUGGUGUGACCGCAUUCUUUCAUAUGGUAAGGGUAUAAGGCUGCUGACUUAUAAGAGAAGUGAGCUGAGGUUUUCAGAUCAUCGACCUGUAAGUGCUGCUUAUAUGGCAGAAGUUGAGGUCUUUUCUGCUCGGAAGCUACAACGGGCCCUCACAAUCAUGGAUGCAGAAAUUGAAGAUGAGGAAAUUCUAGCAGAUACAGGAGUAGAUGUUGGAAUGAACUUCUUAAGAGUGGGAAAGGAAGCCAAAGUCAUGGAGGGUAAAGGAUGAUGAGAAUGCUGUUUUGCAUCAGAACUAGGAUACUGUUCAAAUUUUCUCGUCCAAAUUAAAGGAGGUGUGGGGGAAGAAUGAUAUAUACAUUUUGGAAUGAUUUGAGGGUCUUCAAAUUGCAAAUAGGUUGUUUCCUUUUCAUUCUCACCGAUCUAUAUUAUCCGACCAAUUUUUCAGAUUGUUUGUUCAGCAGUCAACCUAGGGGUCUAUGCCAGCCUAUUUGCUUGUGUGCUUCAAAUAUAUUGCUAGUAAGGUUUCUUUCUUGAAAUCUCUCACAGAAUCCAUUGUCUCGUGAUGCAGGAUAUAUAUGAUUGGGAGCGGUAAGAGUAGUCCGCCUACAGUCUACAACAAACUUGAAGAGGGCCUUGAGCAAGAGCUGAAGCUCUUCUCGGAUACUCUUGCCUCACAUCCAUUGAUUUAAUUUAGUGGGUUGGGUGAUGGAUCAUGUAAAUUACAGUGAGUGUGUAAAGGAGUGGGGUAUAGAUGUUUUCAGGGAGAGUUUGAGAGCAGAUUAGUUAAAAGAGUAGUGUUUUGAUCCAUUCUUGUACAACCCACGGGUAUUUGUUUGUAAUUAUCAUGGUUUGUCUAAUUCAAUCACCUUGUUUUUUCUUCUA